Messenger RNA from Naegleria gruberi, 3403 nucleotides. RefSeq lists its product as uncharacterized. Gene Ontology annotation, cellular component: late endosome; HOPS complex. Lineage: Eukaryota; Heterolobosea; Eutetramitea; Acrasida; Naegleriidae. The transcript has 2 exons. Gene Ontology annotation, biological process: macroautophagy; protein targeting to vacuole; cellular response to starvation. Gene Ontology annotation, molecular function: protein binding. Bases 1 to 3333 code for a protein of 1110 amino acids. The record is from RefSeq and is a predicted model, not a curated record.
AUGUCCAAAAACAAGAAUUUGCUGGAGGAGGAUGAUGAUUCACUCGAUCAGGGAGAAUCUAGUAGUGGAAGUGGUGAUGAAAUGGAGGAAAAGAAAAAUAAAUUAAAAAAGCAACCCGAAAGUGAAGAGGAAGAGGACGAUGAUGAUGAAGACGAUGACGAUGAAGAAGAUGAGGACGACGACGAGGAAGAUGAUGAUGAUGAGGAUGAUGAUGAAGACGAUGAUGAUGAGGAAAGUGAAGAAGAGGAAGAAUACGAACCACAAUUAAAAUAUCAGAGACUGGCUGGUAGUUUGCCAAAAGAUAUUUUCGGUAUCGAAGGAAAUUAUGCCAGUGCCCUCGUGGUUGGUGAAAAGUUUCUUGCUUUGGGAACUCACUUGGGAUACUUGUACAUUUUGGAUUUUGAAGGAAAUAACAAUCAACAACAAAAAUUCAGACCACACGCAGAAACAAUCAACGAUCUUACAAUAGAUAGUACUGGUGAAUAUAUUGCAAGUUGCAGUAAUGAUGGUAAAGUGGUAGUGUACAAUAUUUAUUCUGCCCUUUAUGCCAAUAUGCAAAAUCCUACAGUUCAUAAAAAGAUCCUCGAUCCUAAUUCCGAUGCUAAUACAGUCAUAACAGGAAAUAGUAUGCUAACAAAUGUAGCCUCUUCUAUUUCAGGAGGGUCUGGAAAUGCACAGGAAGGUAAUUUAAUGGAAUUUUUCUUCAAUAGACCAAUGAAAUCUGUUGCUUUGGAUCCAUUAUAUUCUACAAGGAGUGACAAGUCUGUAAUUAGUGGUGGAAAAACUGGAAAAUUAACAAUGAAAAGGAAGGGUUGGUUUUCAUACAAGGAAUUAGUAAUACACAAAGAUGAAGGAGAAAUUCAUGCUGUGAGAUGGUUUGGAGAUUUUAUUGCUUGGGCCAAUGAUUUUGGUGUCAAGGUUUAUGAUAUUGUUUCUAAUCAGAAAAUUACAUAUAUUUCACGUUCUUCAUCAGCACCUAGACCAGACAUGUACAGACCUUGUCUGACUUGGUGUCAACCAGAUAGGUUUACAGUUGAUAACAAACAAUCUGACAAUAAGGAUUCCAAGAGCUUGGCUCAACUUUUAAUUGGUUGGGGUCAGAGUGUAACUUUAAUUGUAAUCAAGGAAAGAAGAAAUGCAAAGGAACAAAAAUCUCAAAGAUAUGUGGAAGUUUUGGCAAUGUUUGAGGUCGAGUUUUACAUUUCUGGUAUUGUUCCAUACUCAAAUGAAGACAGUCUUCUCAUAUUGGCAUAUGAUGAAGAUGAAGAAAGAGAUGAGGACAAUGCUAAUGAGAAGCCAAAGAAGAAAUUGGUUGCUCCAAGACCAGAAUUGAGAAUUAUGGACUUGAAAGGUGAAGAAAAAUCAUGUGAUGCUCUCUCUAUCAAGAAUUUCGAAAGUUACUUUGCUACUGACUAUAGAUUAGAAGCAUACACUUCUUCUGUUGCAACUCCAUACCGAAAUGAGCAAGAAGAAGUGUACUAUAUCCUUUCUCCAAGAGAUAUUGUUGCUGCUCGUCCAAGAGAUGAUGACGAUCACGUCAAAUGGCUCAUGCAAAAGAACAGAUACCUUGAUGCUAUCAAGUAUUGUGAGGCUAAUCAAUCCAAACUCAAGGAUAUUUCCAUGUUAGAUAUUGGCAAAAAGUAUUUGAGAUACCUGUUGGAAAACAAGCAAUACAAAGAAGCAGCUCAAAUGGUCCCGAAUGUGGCUGGUGUUGAUGAGAAUUUGUGGGAGGAAUGGAUUUAUUCCUUCAUUGAUUUGAAACAAUUCCAUGUUAUUAUUCCAUUCAUUCCUAUUAGCAAACCAAAGUUGAAGGAUGCUAUUUAUGAAAUGAAAUUGAAUUACUUCCUCCUUAACUCUCCUGACCUCUUCCUCAAGUGUAUCAAAGAAUGGCCACAAGAUUUGUAUAAUAUUCAAAAUAUUACAACUGUAACCUCUGAAAGAAUUUUGGUUCUCGAACAAGAAGCCAAAAUUGCCACUCUAGAAGGAAAAGAACAAGAAUCCAGAGAAGCCACCAGAAAGAUAUCCCUCUUACAAGAGUCUUUGGCAAACUUGUUCAUGUAUGAAAAGCACUAUGACAGAGCUCUUGAUAUUUACUUUAAGCUUAAAAGAUCAGACGUUUUCGAGUUUAUUCAAACCCACUCACUUUUUUCCUCCGUGCAAGAUAAAAUAUUGGACCUGAUAAGUUUUGAUGAAGAUAGAGCUUUGAGAUUGUGUGUUGAACAUCAUGAAAAUAUCAUGGUCGAGCAAAUCAUCAAACAACUGAAGAAUGAAAGAGUUCAACUCUUGAAAUACUUGGAUGGCUUAUUUUACCAUAAUGUACAGAAUUUCAAUCGUGACAGAUACCACAUUAUUCAAGUUGAGUUGUAUGCAGAAUUUGACUCAAAGAGACUUGUUUGGUUCUUGGAACAAAGUCAAUCCUACAAGAUUGAACAAGCUCUCAAGAUUUGUGAACAACAUUUAAAUAAGCCAGUACUCAAGUUUUUCGAAUACUUGUACAAGAGAGAUACUGUACCUGUAUCAGAAAAAACUGGCAGAAACGAAGAUCAAGAUGACUUGAUGGACGAUGAUGAAUCGAGCUAUACUAUUGCCACCGAGUUUGUUCAAUACGAAAAGAAGAAGAAUAUUAAUACCAAUGAUGAUGAUGCCUCUCUAGAAGAAAGAAACAAACAAUUGUACAAAGGAAUCGUUUAUUUAUUAGGAAGAAUGGGUAACACCAACGAAGCCCUGGCAUUGAUUAUUGACAAGCUUGAAGAUGUUACUUUAGCUAUUGAAUUUGUUGAAAAACAACCAGAUAGCGAAUUGUACCAAAAUUUACUCAAUAAGAGUUUAAAAAAGCCAAAAUUCAUUUCUGGACUUAUGGAUCACAUUUCUGAGCAUGGUUCGGAUUAUAUUGACCCAUCUGCUCUCGUAAGAAAGAUUCCAGAGCAAAUGGACAUUGAAGGACUCAAGAAGAAGUUAACAAGACUCAUUACUGAUUUUUCACAACAGAAAACACUUCAAGAAGGUUGUCAGGAAAUUCUCCAAGCCGAUCUUAAACAACAAAGUGCUCAAUUAUUCAAACAACAAAGAAAGGGUGUCAAAGUUAGAAUUGGUGGCAGAUGUGCUCUCUGUGGGCAAAGGCUUACAAUGACAAAGGAGGACAAUAUCAUGUUUAUGAGUGGUUUUUACUAUCAUUACAGAUGCUACUCUGAAGUGGUUGAUGUUGGUGCCAAUAAUAAGGAUCAAGAAUCUGACAGUGAAGGUACAUCUACUAGUAAUCCAUCUGAAUCCCAUAAGAAAUUGUACUGUGUCAUUACACAUUCUAGAGAAAAGAAAAACACAAGGAGAAGGUAGUUUUAAAUUAUUACAAACAAUUAAGUUAUUACAAUUCUGUAUUCCCAAACCUCAAUAAAGAAGUUAUAUU